Pecten maximus is the source of this 1897-nucleotide messenger RNA. RefSeq lists its product as uncharacterized. The transcript is spliced from 2 exons. NCBI's taxonomy places the organism in Eukaryota, Metazoa, Mollusca, Bivalvia, Pectinida, Pectinidae. Bases 12 to 1676 code for a protein of 554 amino acids. The record is from RefSeq and is a predicted model, not a curated record.
AUAGUGUAAAAAUGGAAGUGCAUAACAACCGACAAGUCAGUAGAGGGGUGGAAAAUGCAAUGAGCAUCGUAUUACCAAAAAGGGCUAAUGUCGAUUUCCUAGCACCGUCGCAGGCUUUGCAGGAUGCAAGGAAGAAACUUGGACCGAUUUAUUUUGACGCCAAAUUAAUUGAAUGUCCACAAAAUGCUGUGGAACUUUCAAAACUUAUACAGGAAUGGGAUGAAAUAGACAAGAAGAAAUUCAAGGUUCUUGAAGAAGCAAGAAGGAAUCAGAGGGUGUUACUUCAUACGCUGGGCUCUCGGUACUCUUUUUCUAAGCAUGUGUCAGGUUUAAGCUCUGCCUCUGACCUACGAGACGUAAAGCUUCCGCCACCAGGCUUCCGUUAUCAUUCGAACGGGUUACCAAAAUUAUCUCUUGUCCCCGAUCAAGACCGCUUUCCCGAAUAUACUCCAUCGCAAAGCUGGUUAGAUUUAAAGUUUGAAGGCAACGAGGAGAAAUUUGUGAGACCACUUAGUCCGCCACGACACCAUUUGCAUGAUAAAGAUCUUGAUAUUUCGGAAACUCCGAUUGAAAAUGUUUCCGGCAAUGUUAGCCUUUCUUCGGUAAAUUCGGACGCACAGACGACGGAAACUGAUAAAUAUGUUCAAGGCGAGUCUAGAAUCACUAUUGCGAAGAUUGAAAAACAGGAACCGUCUUACCAUAUUGACUAUGAAAAUGAAAUUAAGAAUCUCGAGAACAUUAUUAAGGAAAUAAACGAGGAUCUGGAGAAAAACAACAUCGACCUUUAUGAAAAUUCUGGCAGUGCCAAAGGUAAAGUUUAUGCGUUUCUUAGAGCGCAUGCUCGCGGUGACAAGGUAUCUUUAAAACAGCUCGUGGAACCACACGAAUCGUCUAGACCUAACGAUAGAUUUGCUAUACUACCUGGAUCUUCUACGUUUGAUGUUCGUGAUUCUUUAGGAAAAUCAAAGAGUUUGAAAUCAGAUCUCCAUAAACGAAAAAUUAACACCCGGAAUCAUGGUAAUUGUGUGGCAUGUGUAUGCAGAAUUAAACACGACAAUGCCGCCCUAACCCAAAAGAGGAAGGAUGUCAGCAAAAUGGUUCUAAAACGAUGGAACAGCUCAACGCGCGGAACGAUAUACGAUAGCGCCUCAACCCUAUCAACAGCGUUUCUCAACAAGCGUGCGUGUUCAUCUGAGGCGUUACGAAAAAAACAAAGUUCUCCUUCACGAGCAGGCAUUGCUUCUCCCACAAGGCUCUCGAAAACUGCCGUUCCUCAGCAGGACGAGAAAAAAAAUAAUUCAAAUAUACGAACGAAGAAAUCCUCGCAAGUGGUGUUCAGGACAGAAAGUCGGCCUACAAAUACCCAUUUAUUAUUAGGCACCACAAAGAGCACACCCGAAACUUCUAUACGGAAGCAAAGUUCGAGAGAACAUGUACAAUUAAGGAAUACUAAGAGUGCAAUGAGCGAGAGAAAAAUAGAGGCAUUUGAGAGAAGAGCACAAAGCGUCAUGUUUAAUCGUCCUUCGUCUUCUUCAAGGGAGAAUCAGUCUAGAAUGGACUUCCUCAAAGCGGAUGCGCGUUUGGAAGAACUGGAGUGUACUCGGAAAGUGGAAGCGUUCGUCGAGAAAAUAAAGAAAAUGACUGCGCCACCCAAACCAAAUUAUGCAUUUAUUUAGCACAUGACACUUAGUGUCCAUUUAUUACGUGUUGAUGUGUGCAUCUAACAGUACUGCAAUAUCCUUCCACCUCCCGGAAGUAAUGGGUGCCACCGGUACAAACAGCCGCCUCUAUCCUGACCGGAUUAAUGGCUAUGCCCCGUGUACAUAGUAGGAUGCUUGUUGCUUGUAUGGACAUGCUGUAUAUAAACUAGUACGAAGUAAACAGCAUGUACAUUUUU